GUUGCACACAGUCAGCGCUUUACACACAUGUGGUUGUUAUGCUUCUGUAAUCCAACUUUUGUUAUCUGUUGCAGAAAUAUUUAGCUACAUACUGUCGAAAUGAAGCUAUUAACGCAUAACAUGCUAACAUCCCACGUGAAAGGCGUGACUAAAGGAUACCCGCUCAAUAUUAAGGCUACAGAGGUCAAAGUGAGUGAGGUGGACUUUAACCCUCAGUUCGUGACCCGGAUGAUACCAAAGCUGGAGUGGGGACCCUUGAUCCAGGCGGCAGAAGUGCUUGGACAUUCCCAAGACCUGCCCAGCACCCUCAUACCAAACUAUGAAAACGAUGAAGAUUUUCUGCGCAAAGUUCACAGAAUUCUGCUGGAGGUUGAGGUUAUAGAGGGAUCUUUACAGUGCCCGGAGUCUGGCAGAGAAUUCCCCAUCUCCAAAGGUGUUCCCAACAUGUUACUCAAUGAAGACGAGUGAUGGGGGUGCUGUUACACCCUUUUCACUGUUAUCAAAUUCCUACAGCAGCCCAGACAAAAGGUUUAUACUGUGUACUGAACCAUGUUUGUUUAGACAGUUUGGAUGGUAAAAAAAACGUUUGAUCAUAAUCCGCAAGAUAAUCUAAAUUUAGACAAAUUCAUUUGUAUUUGAAUUCCUCUUAAUUGUACUUUUCUUGUUUCUACCAUUCUGUUAUGUACUAUAUAAAGUAUUCAGUAAAUAUG
This is a messenger RNA of Triplophysa rosa, 710 nucleotides long. RefSeq names its product tRNA methyltransferase activator subunit 11-2 (gene trmt112). NCBI's taxonomy places the organism in Eukaryota, Metazoa, Chordata, Actinopteri, Cypriniformes, Nemacheilidae. The coding region runs from base 100 to 468 and encodes 122 amino acids. Gene Ontology annotation, molecular function: protein heterodimerization activity. Gene Ontology annotation, biological process: peptidyl-glutamine methylation; rRNA (guanine-N7)-methylation; tRNA methylation. The record is from RefSeq and is a predicted model, not a curated record. The transcript is spliced from 4 exons.